Hyaloperonospora brassicae is the source of this 1329-nucleotide messenger RNA. The record is from the annotation of a GenBank genome assembly. Lineage: Eukaryota; Oomycota; Peronosporomycetes; Peronosporales; Peronosporaceae.
AUGCGCGCGUGGCUCGUUGCAGCCGCGUUAGGUGUCAGUCUGCCGUCUUUGGUUUGGCGGCACGCUCGAGUCACAGCCGAGCCAUGUGACGAGAUCUGCUACACGACCGAGUUGACAGGGUUUGGACCGGGAGGCGCUGCUGGAUGCAGUUGCAGCGGCGCGCGUGCGACGCGGUCGGGACCUGGAGGCUGCAGCUGUGGCCAGUGCUACCAUGAGACGAACGGGGCGGUCAUUGGCUACGCUAUCAGCAGCGACGGCACGUGCUCAUAUGGCACGGACUGUGGUGACUGCACGCGCUCGCCGGUUACGCCUGAUGCUGAGACGAACGCACCGUCUCCAGACUCUGACACUCCCAGUGUGACGACACCACCGACGCCAUCAAGGGCGACGCCAACCGAGCCAUUGAGCCCUACGCCCGCGCCCAUUCCGCCGCCUAGUACUCCGCCUCCUCCUCCUCCUCCUCCUCCUGCUACUGCUGCUACAGAGCCGACGACAGACGCACCUCUAACUGCGCCUCCUGCCCCUGCUCCAGGUGCUUCGUUGAACCCGACACCUGCACCUCCGUUAAACUUGGGAACCUCGUCGGACGCGCGACCGGAACUGCCUUCGGUCUCGCCAUUCGACCCGCCGUCGAACUUGCUGCUUGGACUGCCGUCGACCGCAUCGUCUGGAACCUCUUUGGACUUGACGUUCGGAACUUCCCCGUCGACCACAGAUAAAAACAACACCCCGCCCGCAACAAGCGCAUCGAGCAGCUCGGCCUCUGGCUCGCACGACGCUGGCAAGACAGCUGGUAGCUCCGAUUCCGCGACAUCCAGCGACAAAAGUAUUGAGACGUGGCAGAUCGCGCUCAUCAUUUGCUGUGGUGUGUUGGUCUUCACGGUAGCAGUUGUGUCGGUGCUCUCAUGUUACUGCAAAGCACGGAACCGACUGAACGAGAACGAGGACGACCGAGCGGAUGCCACCUACUACCAGCAGCAGUACCCGCGCCAGCGCGACGACGGUGUUGGAUUAGAAGGCGUGGCCACGCCUGCCAUGUUUUCGCAACGACCAGCGAGUUCUUAUUGUCACGCACGGUCCGGGAGCUCUGGCAGCUUGACAAACGAAACGAAGCUCAUGUACGCUAGUUCCGCCAACAGCGAUAGCUCCGAUAUGCUGGGCACGGGACUCUUGCCCGUUCACAAGCGCACUAGCUCGGGUGGUCCGUUCGGAUCAGUCGGUAGCUGUACGACGGACUUUCGACCGAGUGCGAGCAACGUAUCAGUCGGACGUCAACUUCGGCCAGAGCAGACCUGCAGCUCAGCACGCCAGGCCGACGUGGAACUAUAG